Didymodactylos carnosus is the source of this 435-nucleotide messenger RNA. Lineage: Eukaryota; Metazoa; Rotifera; Eurotatoria; Philodinida; Philodinidae. The record is from the annotation of a GenBank genome assembly.
AUGUAUCCUAAAGCCGCACUGAAAGGCUCUGCAGAAUGGGGGGUUGAUCAACCAGCACUGUGGGCAACGAAUGUUGGAAAUAGUUGGAGAACAACGGGAGAUAUUGGCGAUACGUGGGAUUCUAUCAUUGACACAAUUGAUCAAAUGAAUAAAUCUCCAUUGAUCAUUGGAACGGAUAUUCGAAAGAUGAGCAAGACAACAUUAGCGAUCUAUUCCAAUCCGGAAGUGAUCGGCAUCAAUCAAGAUCCAUUAGAAGUUCAACGGAAGAAACUUCUAGUUCUUUCUUCAUCAUUCGCUGAACAAGUGCAUCAGUUGAGAUGGAGUGUUUCUUCGCAAUGGCCACUGAUUGCAUCGAGACAACAGUGGACAUUUCACGCCGAUGAUCAAACCACUCAAUCAGCAUUUUGGGAUCAAACUUCAUCAUGCUACACCUAA